Molecule: messenger RNA, 867 nt
Organism: Zasmidium cellare ATCC 36951
Lineage: Eukaryota; Fungi; Ascomycota; Dothideomycetes; Mycosphaerellales; Mycosphaerellaceae
Exons: 1
Coding region: 1-867 (288 amino acids)
Molecular function (GO): protein binding
Source: RefSeq, a predicted model, not a curated record
AUGACUUCCCCCACCACCAACCACCAAGGCCAACAAGAGCCGCCCAAGGAGAAGGCCAGCACGAAAGUCGGCACCACCUACGAGCUCCUAGAGCCAAUCCUCAUCCGCCUUCCAACCAACGACCUCUUCACCAUGCGCCGGGUCAACACCAUGUGGCGCGACCUCAUCAAGAGCUCCGACGACAUCAAGAAGGCCAACGGUGUCAAAGCCUCCCAGCCCGCCCUCGAUCCCGCACCCAUUCCCCAUGGAGGACCACCAAACAUCACGUACAGUACCCCAGGCCUCCAGCUCACACGGGCUCUGCAUGUCGAGCGCGCCGACAUCUUCAACCAAGGAAGAGCCAAGCCAGGACACGCCAUCUGUGCAUGGGUCAGCGGCUCUCAUGCCGCCAGCAGGAGCAUAUUCGACGAGGUCGAAUGGUCCAACUCUCACGUUGUCAUCGACGUCCGUCUCUACUUCUCUGCCGUCGACGAGCCAUACGCCUCGUGGCAAGAGGCGCUACUCACCGACCCACCCAUCAAGACCUUGACCAUCAAGACGAACGGCGUCCCGGGCAACUACAGGUUCUCACACGCCAAGACCAUCGACAGCGAUACUGGUCUGACCCUCGGCGAUGUCUAUCGAGCACACAAGGACUACAUCAAGGAGUGCUGGGAGAGAUUCAAUGUUCGCAUGACUUCGGACCGCGUCCACACCCACAUCCGGAUCAAGCAGGACAACGUGGAGCUGUGCGAGGGUGUUCAGCAGAAUGGGGGAGGCUCAUUGUGUAAGCAUGACUUGGGAUGCUAUCCGCCUACUCGUGCGUGCGAUGCCGUCUUCGAGACGGUUGUUGGUGGACCGUUGGCGUCGAGUGCUGGAGGUUGGUGA